CUUUGACUUUCACUCUCUUUCUUCGUCACAGAUCAUGUUCAGCAACAUGUCUUGUACCAGAGUUGGGAGGAGCAUAUCACAAUCUACCAAUCUACCGUACCUCGAAGACUUGCUACAGCUUCAAGCAGCCACCGAGAAAAAUCAGUUCCCGCUCGAGAACGAGGACGAGAUGGAGGGUCGUUUACGCAACGUACAAUCUCAGAUCACGGAGGCCAAAUUGGACUGGGUUGUCGUUCCCAGCGAAGACGAGCAUCAGUCGGAAGAAGUGGGCGAAUCUGAGAAGCGUCUUCUGUGGAUAUCGGGUUUCUCAGGAUCGGCCGGAACUGCACUCAUUCCUUCGUCACACGAACAGGAUGCACUUCUCUUCGUCGAUUCACGUUAUUGGGUUCAGGCGGAACAGCAAGUCCCCAAACAAGGCUGGAAAGUCGUUCGCGUGGGAGCUACCGGUAACGCUGGGCGUGAUAGCGUCGUCUCUGGAUGGGUAGAUUAUAUGAUUGAAGAAUUUCAAGAUGGUACCAGAGUUGGAAUCGACCCUCGCCUGAUAUCUGUCACUCUCGCUAGAACCAUUCAAGACCGCUUAUCUGAAUUCGCAUCUUCAUCUGGUCUCAUUGCCACCUCUGACAACCUGAUAGACAAAGUUCGAGGCCCCCCUGAACGCUCUUUGGGUCCUAUCAACCCUUACCCUCUAUCCCUCUCUGGAGAGACCACCACUUCGAAGUUGAAACGUAUUCGACAGACACUAUCUAAACGAGCCAGUGGAUCCUCCUCCCGGUCUUAUAAACCUGAAUGGAUCUACCUCCUUCCUACUCUUCCUGCCAUUGCCUGGCUAUUGAACUACAGAUGUCCCUCCGAUGUCCCGUUUUGCCCUGUAGCUUACGCAUACCUGCUCUUGACCAAGACACGUUGUGUGAUCUUUGUUGACGGGCGCAAAGUCGGUGAUGAGCUGCGAGAUAAAUUGGAGAUUGACAAGGUGGAACUUAGACCUUAUGGAGUUGAGGAAGUGGGGAAGGUACUGCAAGAAGAGUUGUCAAAGCUCAAAGCUGCAGACGAGAAGAGUCAUAUCAAAGUUUGGGCCCCUAGAGAGUGUAGUUGGGCAUUAGCUAGUACGACUCAGUCGACGCAGGUGAAUAUCAUACCUUGUCCUGUAGAUGUGGCCAAGGCUAUCAAGAACUCUAUGGAGCAACAAGGAAUGAGGAAUGCUCAUCUCCGAGAUGGUCGGGCUACUGUACGAUGGAUGAGCUGGCUCGAAGGGAAGAUCGUGAAAGACGGUAGACCGGUUGGUGAAUGGGCAGCGGGACAGGCCUUGAAUCGGUUUCGAGCACAAGAGGAAUAUUCUGCUGGCCUUGCUUUCGAUAACGUCUCAGCUUCUGGACCCAAUGCAGCUUCUCCCCAUUAUAUUCCCCAAAGAGGAACAGAUCGUAUCAUAGAUCCAGACACAACUUAUGUCAUUGAUUCCGGGGGCCAAUAUCUAGAUGGUACGAUAGAUACCACCAGAACUCUUUACCUAGGCAAAUCGCCUUCGGACGAGAUUAAACGUGCCUACACUAGAGUCCUUCAAGGACAUUUAUCAGUCUCCACACAUAAUAUUCCCAAGAAUAUGCCAUCGGAUCAUCUCAAUAUGCUCGCGCGGGGACCUCUAUACCGCGACGGUCUCAACUUUGGUCAUGGGAUAGGUCAUGGAGUUGGCACUUAUCUCGCCGUACACGAAUAUCCUGUUUCUUUUCCACAUGCUUUCUCAUACGAACCUGGUCAUAUAACUACUAUCGAACCUGGGUAUUAUAAAGAAGGAGAAUUUGGUAUUCGUAUCGAGAGUACUUUAUUAUGUAAAACUGUCGAUACAUUAUCUGGAGCUAAAGAUCAAUGGUUAAAUUGGGAACGUCUAACUCAAGUCCCAAUACAAACAAAAAUGGUAGAUUGGAAAUUGAUGACUAAAGAAAUGAUCAAAUGUCUAAACGAACAUAAUUCUUCAGUGGAAGCUGCUUUGUUACCUUUGUUACAGGAUGAUAGGGAUAAAGAAACCAGAGAUUGGUUGAAAGUUAAUUGUAAACCGAAAAAGAUUUGGCCUUGGACAUGAUGGGUAUAGUCUAUUUUGCACUUCCUACCCUGUAUGUCACCCAGACGUCGGAAUUGGUAAGGGAGGAAUGUGAUACAGUGGAAGGUAUUUGUUGUACAAGUUAUCAUAUUGAUACGAUAUGAAAAAUGUAUCAUUCCA
Molecule: messenger RNA, 2212 nt
Organism: Tremella mesenterica DSM 1558
Lineage: Eukaryota; Fungi; Basidiomycota; Tremellomycetes; Tremellales; Tremellaceae
Exons: 15
Coding region: 35-2074 (679 amino acids)
Source: RefSeq, a predicted model, not a curated record